AUGACGCAAAAGAUCUUGCGUACCCAGGCUGUCGAGUUCGAGCCUGCUGUCAUCGCCCCCGAGCGAUCUGACGGCGAUCACGGUUCUGACAACUUGCCGAACAACAUCGUCAAUCGUGGUGGAGAGAACGUCAAUCCCGACAAGGUGCUUACGAAGUUCGGCUGGGAACGACUUGUGUCGCCGAAUGUGCAUAGCGUCUUACACGAGGAUUGGUGGGGCGCUGAAGACUUCAUGCCGGAGGAACUGAUUUCAAAUGUUCGGCAGAAUUGGGUGAAAGCGGUCGAAGAGGGUCCGAGUCGAGUGUUUGGCCUGCCAGAGGCCCUGAAACAACUGGGCGUCUUGGACGCGGAUGGCAAGCUGCCCAACUGCGAUUGCAUGGUUGUUGAGAUGGCCGAUUACAGUGGAUUUGGCCCCCUGAGAGAGUCUGGAGGAGCCCUUCACCUGCGGCCUGAAUACGAAAAGCUCUGGAAUGACAUUUGUCGGGUCAGAGAGAGCUUCGACGGCGUCUUCGUUGCAGGGCACUAUAAAACGGGGAAAACGUACGCUAUGGUAUACCUAUUGACUAAUUUCCUCCGUCGGUCAGAACCGGUCCUCUUCCGGUCGUCCAAGGAUCUCUACAUACUCUUCUUGUCGCAUGGAGCUUACAAACUGCGCGACUCUGAGCGCUGGGAUGAGGACUAUGUGGAGCGAUUGCAUCAUCUCGUUCCAUCUCGUAGGAUCACGGCGUUGCUCAAAGACGUCGAUACUGAAAUUGUCCCAUCCUUUCUUCAACGUCCCAUAUUCUACCCCGUCAUUUUUGGGCGUCCGAGACGGUGGAAAGAUGCCGCCCAGUUUGGAUUCUUCCUCUAUGUGAUGGCCCCGCCGUCUCCCCGAGAGAUCAUAGCUGAGGCGUUAAUCCAAAAUCCAGGACAGGAGACUGCGAAACGCGGAGAUGUCGGUGUGCUCAAUAACCUAGUGAAGGCUCUCACUAGUUUCGGUGCAAACCCGUUCUUUGUUUUUCAGGCCGCUCUGAAGCCAAUGACCUCCACGUGGAUGCAAGACCUGGAUGGCUAUAUCGACACCCUCAGUUUGAAUCAGCUGAAAAAGCUUCUGAAGUCGUGUCCUGUCUUGGACAGCCAGAAUCCCUGCUCACCUUCUACGCUACCGCUUGCGGUUCAUGACGCUCUCAUCACCGUCAAUCGCCUCGAGCUCCCGCCAACAGACUCUGACGUGAGCCAGUACUUUGCUCCGUCGAUCGCAUCUCCCUACAUUUUUCACCGCCUGCGUCGACGGAUGGUAGCAUUGCAGAGAGAAGAGACCCGCCUCAUGAUGCAAACGUUACUAGGAGUAGGUGGCCUGCGCACUGCGGGUGGGAUCAUGUUUGAGAGUCUCAUGCAUCACCUGCUGUCGUCCUGUCCCUCGGAUUGGCAUGCGCUGAAGGAUUUCAAGCUGGUGGAGUUCUUUCCUUGGACUACUAUCUGGAACGCGAAAAAGGCUCGCAGAGCGGCGUGGCAUCUCGAGGUUUCGCACAUCGUCCAGAAGCGCGAGGAGGACUUGUACGACAGCGUGCAUCCUCCUCCUUUUGAUUCGGCAAAGUACUACGUCCCCCAACUUGUCAACAACGCAACAUUCGACGCAGUGACAUACGUCCGCAUCAGACGUAGACGCGCUCCAGCUCGAGCGAGCAACAGCUCCGCGACGUCGAAUCAUCCGAAGCCGUCUCCGGCGCCUACGCAUGCAUCGUUCACACCUCCGACCGCGACGCGGCCGCAGUGGCAAGCGAGCCCGCCGGGUGGUAUCCCCGACGACAGAGGCUCGGAGGUCAUCGUCUCUACGACUGGUGUCCGGACUGCUUCCCAAGCGGGCCUCGACAGCGUUCCUCCACCGAAGAAACGGUCAAAUGACGAUUCGGCAAGAGUGAAGGUAGCGAUUGCUCUGCAGAUGACAGUGGCUUCCACGCACAGCUUAGCUGAAAGUGGCCUGGAGAGGUUGGCGGCCACAUUCGAUCAGAGCCACGAGUGGGCCUUCGUCUACGUCAUUCCGCAUAGCACGAUAUGGAACUUCACCACCAUGCAAACCCGGAUCGCCAAACUCCACAAGAAGAAACCAAACUUGAAACUUUCGAAGUAUCGAUGGUAUGUGCUGACGGCCAACGUGGACAUCGAGGGAUUGUCAGGUGACGUUGAUGAGGAGGAGGGAGAGAUUGAAGAAGAUGACAGCGAUACCGACGGCGAGGGUGGAGAGGGGAACGAAGAGGGGAAUGGAGAGAGAAGAGACUCGGAGACAGCGACGGGAACGGAAAAGACAAACGAUUAA
Messenger RNA from Peniophora sp. CBMAI 1063, 2295 nucleotides. Lineage: Eukaryota; Fungi; Basidiomycota; Agaricomycetes; Russulales; Peniophoraceae. The record is from the annotation of a GenBank genome assembly.